Myodes glareolus (Bank vole) is the source of this 1996-nucleotide messenger RNA. Lineage: Eukaryota; Metazoa; Chordata; Mammalia; Rodentia; Cricetidae. The record is from RefSeq and is a predicted model, not a curated record.
GCUGGGCAGUUGUCCUCCUAGGAGACAGGUCCCCAUCAGUCUGAAACAUGGAGGGCUGAAAAUUAACACUAGGGAAGCAGAGGACAAGGAGGAGUCCUGAGCAGACAUCUGUCCCCACAGCUCAUGUGACCCUGGGAGGAGACCAAGCUCAGAAGAGCUGCAGAGCUGACAUCAGAGUGGCAGGCCUAAGGGGAGUGCUGGGGCUGAUGCUCUUCUCCUCAGAGGGGAACAGAGCCAACACAGAGAUCAUGCAGCUCCUCUCAACCCCUCCCCACACAGGGAACAUCCUCUGGUGGGUCUUUCUGUUCACAGGCACAUUUUUAUCCUUGAGCACAGUCGUUUGUUGCAAGUGGGCGGAGAUUAAUAUAGUACCAAAACAUGUUUUGGAAAGUGAGACUGUUUUCUUACAUUUCAAACAUGGAAUACCAUCGAAUGCUACAGACAUAGAAUGGACCAGAUCAAUAAGCGGUGUUACAUUAAUGCAACGUAUAAUGAAAAUAAACAUAGAAACUAAUCAAACAGAGAAAGGAAACGUAUUCACUGGAAGAGAAACGAUAUACAGAAAUGGAAGUUUGAAGAUACAAAAUAUCCCUCUGGACUUCUCAGGUAACUUCAUGGGAACUGUACGUGUCAAGAAUGAAGAAUCGACCAAAGGACCUAUACGGUUUAAAGUAUACCCUUGGGUCAAAAAUAUCUCUUGCACAAUCAAUGGGACUACAGCUGUGGAGUAUCAAGACACCAUUCAGUUCAGAUGUAAACCUGUAGUUAAACUGACGAUGUACAAAUGGCGGCUUAAUGGUAGGGAGAUUGAAGAAAGUGGUAAUGUCAUCCGGUCUUCAAGUCCCGGAGAACUCACUUUACGUAACGUCACCAGAAAAUUCAAUGGAACCUAUGUUUGUGAAAUCAGGAACCCAGCAAAUAGACAUAGGAGCAAAGAACUGGAACUGAAGAUUAUCUAUGGCCCAGAUUCCCCCAUAUUGUCUCCUUCAGACACUUUAUUCCAGGUAGGAUCAAAGAUAAGGAUAUUCUGUGAGUCAGAGUCUCAGCCAAAAGCACAGUAUUUCUGGACUUUCAAUGGGAAGCCCUGGAAUGCUUCAAAAGAAGUAAACAUCAACAAUGCCACAUUAAAUCAUACUGGAAGAUAUGUCUGCACUGCUUCUAAUCCUACAAGGAAUGUCACUAAUUCCACAGUCAGAGAAGUUACAGUCUAUUCUCCACUGCCAAAACCUCGCCUCAUCGCUGCCAGCCUGACUUACAAAGAAGGAGACUCCAUGAACAUGACCUGUGUGGGAAAUGACAACAGAACCCAAGUAACAUGGCUCCACAAUGGAAACCCAAUGACAGUACACCUUUCAGCCAGGGUUUCACUGUUACUAAGUAGUAGAGUGAUUUUUAUACCCAGACUCAAAAUGGAAGAUGCUGGGAUGUAUCAGUGUGAGACCGCCAACUCCUUCACUUACAACCAGAGUGAACCAUUCUACCUGAAUGUGUUAAGUAAAAAGAAACGUCAACGUCAGCUCUCAUUGUGGGGUAUUAUUGGCAUUGCUGCUCAAUGUUUUCUGGGGCUGAUAGCACUAAUCGUUAUAGUGGUUUUCUGGGCAAGAAUCCCUCUUGGCAGGAAGCUGAGUAAGGAGGGAAGCAUAAAACAAAUGAAGGAGGACAUUGAACGAGUGGAUAAUAAGCCAACCAAACCCAAUGCAACCUCAAAAGAAACUCCAAAAGAAACUCCAAAAGAAACCCCAACAGUGAAGAAACCUCAAAAGAAAAAGAAGAAAGACAAGAAGUAAGAGAAUACUCAGUGAGGACAACUGGACACCAUCAACCCACAGUAGGUCACAGCCCCAUGACAAGUCUCCCAAUGAGGUGGAUGGAACAUCAUAUUAUUUCCUGAAGAUCAGUGCCCGGCAACCCAAACCCCUAACUUCAGUCUCCCCGUCUCCAUCAACAUCAGCAACAGCCCCCUGGAGUGAGAACACGAUGAGACUUGUCCCAUUGG